CUCUGUGCCAAGGCUCUAAGAGAUCGGUGGGUGGAAGAACUGCUGCUGGUGCAACAUGAAAUGAAUUGGACUUGUGACUUCUUUUUGCACAAAGCAGAGCAAUGGAUAUGCCUUGCAGCAAUCGCUGAGGAAGCUAGGAAGAUGGGACAUCUUGCGUAUGUGGCACAGCAGUGCAAAAUGUAUCAGCGUCUGAAUGAAGAUGCUAUGGAUAAUUUCAAAAUUGCAAAAGCAUCCUGCUGA
Suillus subalutaceus is the source of this 240-nucleotide messenger RNA. RefSeq lists its product as uncharacterized. The annotation marks the transcript as partial. NCBI's taxonomy places the organism in Eukaryota, Fungi, Basidiomycota, Agaricomycetes, Boletales, Suillaceae. The transcript has a single exon. The record is from RefSeq and is a predicted model, not a curated record.